Messenger RNA from Arabis nemorensis, 1116 nucleotides. The record is from the annotation of a GenBank genome assembly. Lineage: Eukaryota; Viridiplantae; Streptophyta; Magnoliopsida; Brassicales; Brassicaceae.
AUGGGGAAAGUCGGGUGGUCUGAUUUACCUGAAGAACUCGUCGAUGUAAUCGCCAAUCAUUCAUCUUCCAACAUUGAUCUCCUCCGUAUCCGUAGCAUCUGUAAACCCUGGCGUUCUGCUGUUGCACCAAAAAAGCGUUACCUCAACCGCUUUAAACGCAGCCUUGUUCGUAAGAGUGACCUCUUACCUAACACUUUCUUCCGUGUAACUCAAGCUUCGUCUUCAUGUCCUAACAAAGGAUGGCUGAUCAAAACCAGACAAGUCUCUGAAUCAAGUAAGAUUAAUCUCUUGUCUCCUCUCUCGAGCGAGCUCAUCACCCCUUACGACAAAACCCUAGACCUUUCGAAGUUCGGGGUUUCAGAGAUUCGUCAAUCUUACAACGUUCAAUUCUUGCACAAGCGAACUGAAAUAUACCGUGACUUGUCUAGAGUUGCUUUAGUAGACAAUCAUGUUUUCUUAGUGGACUAUACAGACAAGCAAAUCUUGUACUGCAAGCGUGGAGAAGAACGUAGUAUAUGGAGAAGAUAUGUUGAAGGUUUCUCGGACGUUAUAGUUCACAGGGGACAAGUUUAUGCUUUAGAUUUAAAAGGCGCAAUUUGGCGGAUUAGUUUAUAUGAUCUCAGUAUAUCUCAAUAUAGACCUUCAACUCCAGUGGAAUAUAUGUAUUACAAAAAAAGACAAGAGAUAAUAAAUCUAGUGGAAUAUUAUCAGGUCAAUAAUUGCAAAGACAAGAGACUUGUGGAGUAUUGUGGAGAUCUAUGCGUUGUUCAUAGUUUGUAUGGGAAAUUUCCCCUAAAGCGUAAAAUUGUUGAGAGGACAAUUGGUUUUAAGGUUUAUAAGAUGGACAAGGAGUUGGCUGAAUGGGUUGAGGUUAGUUGCUUGGAAGACAAGGCACUCAUUGUGGCUUCAGACGGUUGUUUUACGGUCUUAGCCUCCGAGUACCAUGGAUGUUUGGAGAAUGCUAUCUACUUUAGUGAUGAUGAAGAUGGGUAUAAUAGGAGAGGAGUGAAGGGUGAAGGUGUUAAAGUGUUUAAGCUUGAUGAUUGGAGUAUCAUCAAUAUGAUCGAUUCUUAUUCUAAGAGUUGUUUUAAGAUCUUUAAUCUUCCUUUUCUCUGA